Molecule: messenger RNA, 3330 nt
Organism: Ascoidea rubescens DSM 1968
Lineage: Eukaryota; Fungi; Ascomycota; Saccharomycetes; Ascoideales; Ascoideaceae
Gene: VPS16
Product: tethering complex subunit VPS16
Exons: 2
Coding region: 1-3330 (1109 amino acids)
Biological process (GO): intracellular protein transport; endosomal transport; vacuole fusion, non-autophagic
Cellular component (GO): lysosomal membrane; endosome; HOPS complex
Molecular function (GO): actin binding
Source: RefSeq, a predicted model, not a curated record
AUGGCUUCGAAUCCAAGUUUAGGCUGGGAAAGACUCAAGGACGUCUUCUACAGAGUCCGAGAAUGCUACUCGCUCUCCUGGAACAACAUCAACAUAUCUAACUACAUUGUGGCAGUGGCUCCCUUUUCCACUGCAAUUGCCUUGUAUCCCAAGAGCCAGCCCACUGUUUCCACUCAAAAUCACAACAACACCAUCAACCAGCUUAAUCAGCUCAACCAGCUCAACAGAUCAAGUCUCAAUGCUAUCACUUCCACUCUCACCAAUUUCAACCAAGACAACACUCAAAGCAACAAUAUCUCUGGCACCAGUUAUUUUAACUCCGAUCUUCAUGCCAGUAACACCAGCAGUGGCUCGAAUGUGAUACAAAUAUUCAGUGGAUCUGGUUCAAAACUAUUCAACAUCAAUUGGAACGAGGUAGCUAAUGGGAAAAUUGUAGACUUCUUUUUUUCAAUCAAUGAGGACUUAAUAAUAAUACUAGAAAACGGAAUUUUUAGAAACUAUUAUGACUUUAAUGGCAAUUUUAAUGAAUUUAGUCUAGGUUUUAAUUCGGACAAAAUUGGCAUAAAUGAUAUAAAGUACUACUCAACCGGUUUUGUUGCAAGGCUAAACAAUAAUAACUUCAUCCAUGUCAACGACUAUAAUAAUCCAUAUCCCAGAUUACUAGCUUCUUUCAAUGACAAAAACAGCAAUAAUAAUAAUAUUUCUAAUCCAAAUGCCAAUACUGCAAACAAUAAAGUUAGUGCUAUUAAUGCUGCUAAUAUUGAUAACCAGUCUUUAAUCACCACUACAACAACAGCAAAAUCUUUAUUAAACGACUCUUCUUCUCAAUUCUUUAACGAUACCUCUUAUUUCAAUAUCCACGCCUGGAAUAUCAUCUCCCCUUCUUUUUCUUUAACAAAGAAUAUAGAAAUCUUAAUCUCAAGAGAUGACACUAUUUAUACCAUCGACGAUCAGUCAAUCAAUAAUAAAUUUCUCAAUGAAGGUCCAUUUGAUUUUAUUGCAAUAUCCCCUAAUGCCGAAUUUCUAUCCCUAUAUUCUUCUCUCUCAAACAAAGUAUACAUAAUAUCCUCAGAUUUUCAAAGAAAAUUAUCAGAGUUUGAAUUAAAUAAUAAUAAUAACAAUAUCACCAACACAAUCAAUAUUUCUGCCAUGAAUAACGACAAUGGCAACGAUACCGAUAGCAAUAAUGACAAACCCUUACAGUUGCAAUGGUGUGGAAACGAUGCUGUAGUAUUAUCAUUUAAUGACGAGAUCAAAUUAAUUGGCCCUUCUUCAUCCUAUAUCAAUUUUUACUACGAUUCUCCAGUUUUCCUAAAUACAGAAAUCGACGGAAUAAGAAUAUUGUCAAAUUCAAAGUUAGAAUUCUUAUCAAGAGUUCCCGAUUUAACAGUAAACAUUUUUAAAAUUGGCUCAACUUCUCCAAGUUCAAUCCUAUUGGAUAGUAUUGAUACAACAUCCAUUUCUUCCAACUCUUCCUCCUCUUUUAACUCAACUUCUUUGGAAAACUUGUCUAUAAUUAAAGAUGGCCUAGUUGAUGCAAUCAACUGCUGUAUUAAAGGUUCAACCGAAGAAUUCGAUGUGUAUUGGCAAAAAAAAUUAUUAAAAGCUGCUUCGUUUGGAAAAUCCUUUUUAGAAUUUUACAACUCAGAUUUUCUAAUUGAAUCAAUAUUAUUAUUGAAAAUUUUAAACCAAAUUAGAUCUCAUAACAUUGGGAUGUUUUUAACUUUUAACCAGUUUAAUUUAAUUUUAAGCAACGGUUUAAAUUUUCAAGAUAAUUUAAUUAACAAUUUAUUAAUCAAAAGAAACCAAUUUUUCUUAGCUUUGAAAAUAUCAGAAAAAUUAAAUUUGCCCAAUGAUUUAAUUUAUAUUAAUUGGGCUUGUUUAAAAAUCAAAUACUCUCCAAAUGUUGACGACAAAUCUCUAUUGAAAAUAAUUUUAAACAAAUUAUCCGUCAUUAAAAACAUCUCUUUUGAAAAAAUUUCUCAAAUUGCCUACCAAGAAGGUAGAUUAAAUUUAUCAAUCAUGUUGUUAAAUUACGAACCAGUAUCAGGUAAAAAGAUUCCUUUAUUACUAAAUAUGGAAGAAGACGAACUAGCUUUGGUAAAAGCUCAAGAAAGUUUAAAUUAUGAACUAAUCUUGUAUGUUUUGUUAAUUUUAUAUUACAAGUAUCUAAUAUUGAAAAAUCCUUCAAACGUAAAUUAUGAAAGUUCAAAUUUAAACUCGAAUUCAGGUGGAAUUGGUGAGUUUUUUAAUAUUAUAAAUAAUAAAAAAAUUGCAAUGAAUUACCUUGAAAAGCUAUUAAAAGAGAAAAAUUUUGCAAAUUUAAAUCCAGAAGAUUCAAUAAUACUAUUGAAAAAGUAUUACUAUAGUUUUGAUAAUAGAAUUAAUAUUGCAAACUUUCAGAUAAUUGAAAGCUUGAAAAAUGAAAACAUUGAUCGAGACCUUUUACAUAAUAAUUUGAAUAAUGCUAAAACUUAUGGAAGUGUCAUAACAACUGUAUCGAGUAACACAAGCAAUAAAACAACUAGCAUUAACGGCGAAAUUAGUAUUAACAACGGUACAGCAAUGGACACAAAUAAUUUAAAUAAUACUAUAACAAACAUUACCAAUGCUAAUAAUGAACUUAUAAAUCGUGAACUAGAAAAAUUUGAACAACAAAAAUCAUCAAUUAAUAAAGCCAUCAAAUCAUAUAAUGAAUUUAAAAAUAGUAACAACAGAAAUUAUAUCGAUGAUUUGAAAUAUUUGCAAAGCGAAUUAAAAUUAAUACAAGUUCAAGAAAAUUUAACGAAAGAUUUGUUGCCUAUUCAUCCUAAUUUUAAAAUUCAUCAUUUAUCAGUUAUUCAAACAAUCGAGGAAUUAAUUAAAAUCAAUAAAUUUCAAUCAAAUGCUUCUAGCUCAAUUAAUAAUAAAACUUUUAAAAUCUUGAAAGAAUUCAAAAUAACUGAACUAAGAUAUCAAUGGUUGGUAUUGAAAACAUUAACAAAACAAAGAAAGUUCAAUGAUUUAUUAACAUUUGUCAAUAAUAAUUCAUCAGCUUCAGGAAAGAUAGUUAUUGGUUACAAACCAAUUGUCAACGAAUGUUUAAAAUAUGGAAAUAAGAAGUUUGCUGCAUUAUUUGUCAAAAAAUCGAAUGAUAUUCCAUACCAAGAAAAAUUAGAUUAUUAUUUAAAAUGUGGCGACUUUAGAAAUUACUGUGAGGAAGCAGUGAAAAACAAAGAUUUAAACAGACUAAAGGAAAUACUACAACUUUAUAAUGAAAAUGGGACAAGUUCAAGUAACACAGCAAUUAUUGAUAUCAUUCAGCAAUAUAUUAAUAAAAUAAAAAGAUAA